GGUGGUCAUAUUUUGAGGUUAAUAAAUGUUCACUCAUACCAGUCUUGUGUUCUUACAUUCGCAUCGUAGAAAUAAUGAUAAUUUAUUAAUGAUGAAUAAUUUAACUGAAUUACAUCACAACAAACUGAUUACAUCAUUCACCAAUUCUAAUCCAAAUAAUACUAAUUCUGUUUAUAUCUUUAUACAAGAUUUAUCACAUUUGAAUCUAUUAUGUAAUCAACAAUUUCAUCAUUAUAAAAAUUCAUUAUAUAAAGUACCAUUGAAUUGUAUAUGGAAUAAUCCAAGAAGUAAAUUAUCAUCAUGGGCAUCAUCAUCAUCAUCAGCAGCAGCAUCAUCAUCAUUAUCAUCCAUUAGAUUACGAUCUAAAAUUAAAAAAUUCUUAUUAUUCAAUGAAAAUUUAAUGAAAUUUAUCAUAAAUUAUGCACAGUUCAAUCAUGUGAAUAUUGUCAAGUUUUAUGGUUUAAGUAUAAUAGAUAGAUCAAUGAAAUAUUCUUCAUAUUCAAUAAUUACAGAGUUCUGUAUCAAUGGAUCACUGGAUAUGUAUUUGAAAAGUGUAAGUUAUUAUUAUUAUUAGUAUUAUUAUUCGAUGUCGGGUCAUUGGUCUAGUUGGUUAAGCGUCUGGCGCGAGACUGAUAGGUCCUGGGUUCGAAUCUCGUGGGGGGCGGGGUCUGGGAUGCGCACUGCUGAGGAGUCCCGUGCUAGGACGAAACUGCUGUCCGGUGCUUCCAGGUUCUCCAUGGUGUUCUAGCUUCAAUUGACUCGUGAUUUCAACCAGUGAAAUUUCUAAAAUCUCCACAAUACCCAUUCUGAUUAUUAUUAGUUGUAAUAUGUAUUUUGUGUUUGAUGAAUGAUCUACAUUAAAGUUAUGAUUAAUGAUGUAAUCACUAUGAGGAAAUCAAUAUUUAGGAGACGCAAACACUAAGAUUUAUAUGAUGCUGCUAGAUUUGAAGCAGUUACGAGUUCACUUAGUCUGCGAACGAAACAAUGACUUGUGAUUAAAGAUCAAUAAACUAGCUAUUCUAUUGAGUCCAAGCCCCGCUAACUAGAAACAGAAGUCGAAGUGUGAACGGGGAAGUAUAUUCCCACAAAAAGCCAUAAGCACCAGAUAUGACAACAGACACAAAUCAAAACGUAUAUAUACAGCACAAAACUGUCCUUGAGAAGAGUUACAAAAUAGUAUACUAAAAGACACAACGGACCAAUAGCGUCUAAGAUUCUCCCAAGUGGAAAAUACGACAUGAAGGUGAAAAGAGCGCUUUUGUUGCGAAAACAAAGAAAUUCAAAUUUUCUAAAUAAAAUUACAAAAUUAGGAACUUUUCCAAGUGAGAUCUGGAGAUCUAACGUCCCCAAUAAUGUAUUACCAGUCAAGAGUGAAAUACCUGGCGGUAGAAGGUUAUGAAGAUCAUAGAAAGGAGAACGAGAACAAAAAAGAUUGAUAUGGAGACCAAAAAACAAUGAAGUUUGAGACGAUUGACUGAUAUUUGCAAAUGGAACAGUCAAGUUUGAUACAUUUGUUUGAUAUUAUGCGAAUGAAAUAUUUACUGUAUUGUUCUCAGAUUUUUGUGUAAUAUUGUAUUCAAAUACAUUCGAUUGUCCUCACUAUAAUACUUUGUUUUGAUAUUAUCCGAAGCAAAGAUAGUUCACCUAUUAAACGCAAUGAUUUUUAUCAGAAGGGGUUUUGUGGAGAUUUUAAUAAUUUCAAUAAUUGAAAUCAUAAUUCUAUUGGGGCUAGACCAGUGACCAGCGGAGUUCAACCAGGUCUGUUGUGAGAUAUCAACUCACUGAAGACAAUGGUGUACGGUGGCGCAAUUUCGUGGAUUGGUUGAAGCUAGACAUUAACACCAUUGGAUGUAAUGGUUAAGCACUUGCGCGCUUGGGUUUGAAUCUCGCGGGGUGCGGGAUCGUGGAUGCGCACUGCUGAGGAGUCUCAUACUAGAAUGAAACGGACGUCCAGUGCUUCCAGGUUUUCCAUAGUGAUCUAGCUUCAAUUGACAAUGAUUUAUAUUAUUAUGUUUUAUGUCCAAUUUCUAUAGAGUAUAUCUUCUAUCUAAAGAUAACUAUUCCUAAAAAGGAAGCCUAAACGACAACAUUUCAAAUGACAAGUCAUACUAGAUCAUAUUAUGAUCAAUUAAGAAGAGCAAAUAAAAAGCAUUAAAAGCAUAGGACGAAAAAAAUCUGUCUAGUUAGAAAAAUAUUUGCGCCCAUUGACUUUAAACAUACAAUUCAUUAAUAAGCAUCAUAUGACAACUAGAAGUUUGGUAAUGCACACAAGUCUUAUCUAAACAAUGUAUUAUUUUUAGCACAUCAUUCAGUGUAUGUCAAUUGUCAGUUAUGUAAUACUUUUAAUUUUAAAAACAAUUUCAAUGGAUAUAUGACAAAAGCUAAUUCUGAAAGAUUCUUAUCAUCUAUACUAAAUUACCGUAUGUACUGUACCAACAUACAUCCGUACAUAUAUGCAUACAUAUAUACAUAGUGAAAAAGUGACUGAAUUUCGAAAAAGAAAACAUCACUAUGCAUUUAUAUGUAUGUUAUAUUUGUAAUGAAUUUCAAUACAUUCUUUUAGUCUACUAUCAGUUUAUUCUUUCUGAUAAACAGUAAUAGUUUUCUAGUAGUACUGUGGUGUGGGUUACUUAUAUCCACACAAGUAGUAAUAUAACAGUGGUCAGGCAUAGAAUGUAUUUCAGUAGGUCGAUGAGGAAAGAACGGGAACGAAAAGCAAUUGGUGUGAAAAUGCAUGAAACAAUGAAAUCGGAGACAAUGGAUUGAUGUUUGCAACAGGAACAGUGGAGUUUGAGAUGAUGGAUUGAUAUUUUGCAAAUUAACUAUUUACUAUAUGGUUCUAAGAUUUUAGUGAGAUGCUCUGUAAUGUUGUGCUCAUAUACAUGCUAUUGCUCCCACUGGUGUUCUUGUUCACUACAGUACUAUAUUCUAUUAACUAGAUGAUUUGAUUGUAAGACUUUCAUUGCCGUUCUAAGCAAUGUCAUCAAUCCAUUACUUCAAGUAUAAAUCAUCUACAUGAUAUUAUUAUUAUUACACAAUAAAGCACUCAGUCAUUUCAUUCAAAUAAUUUGUUUAUUGAUUUAGACAAAGAUGGAUUGUGGAUAAAAGUGAAAUCCAGGACACGUGCCUCGUCCGAUUUGGAACUCGUCAGCUGGAUGUACAUGCAUCCUGGAGUUGAUGUUCACUCUGAGACUCGAACACAUUGCCGUUCGCUUCAAACGCCAUUGCAUUAUCCACUUAGCUACUGAGUCCUGACAGCCACCUGGUUGUGCAAUGGGGUGAUCUUUAAAUUCACUUGGUGUUGUUCGCUCGUAUCUUCCCGUUGUUAUUUAAAACUGUAAUUGAUCAGUCUCUUGUUGGCAUAUGAAUCAGCUUAUAUGUUAAGUGAAAUCCUAAGAUCCAUGGUCAGAAUAAAUAUGGGUCAGAUAGAGUGAGAGAAAUAACAGUACAAUUACAAUUCGAGCAAGUAUUUAAUCGAAGACUACAUUGUGUAAGCAACUAUUAGUAAGACACAAUACGUUGAGAUGAAUGCGAAGUGAACGAAUCAUGAUGUUGAACCAAAAAUAAUAAUAAUACAAGGAUUUAUGAAUAAAGAUAACAGAGACGAUCACAUUUAACUACGAAAGGUCGUAAAUACAAUAGUUAAAGUAGGUCAUUCAAUAACUAAGAUUACUAUUGAUUAAUUAGCAUUGAUGUUGAUGAAGGGAGGGGAAGUAGUUGAACAUAUUUCUUCCAGGUUUUAAAUGAUGGUCUAACACUGAUCAGUUCAUGAUCUUAAUUAAUAGGACGAAACGGUCGUCCAGUGCUUCCAGGUUUUCCAUGGUGUUCUAGCUUCAAUUGACUCAUAUCAACCAUAGAAAUUACUACAAUCUCUACAAAACCCCUUCUGAUACUAAUCAACAUAUGCUCACUAGUGACUAGCUUCAAGAAGUAUAUCCUGCAGUUCUAAUGGGAAGCAGUGACCAGUGGAGUUCAACUGGGUUAUUUGUGAGGUAGUAACUCACUGAUGACAAUGGCGGAUAUAUCGCUCAAUUUCAUGGGUUAGCUGAAGUUAGACAUUAACACCGUUGGAUGCUGGCUCAGUGGUCUAAUGGUUAGGCGCUCACGCGAGAGACUGAUAGGUCCUGGGUUCGAAUCUCGAGACGUGGGAUCGUGGGUGAGCACUGUUGAAGAGUCCCAUACUGGGACGAAACGAUCAUCCAGUGCUUCCAGGUUUCUCAUGGUGAUCUAGCUUCAAUUGACUCAUGAUUUCAACUAUCGAAAUUAAUAAUUAAAUUUUAG
Molecule: messenger RNA, 4281 nt
Organism: Schistosoma haematobium
Lineage: Eukaryota; Metazoa; Platyhelminthes; Trematoda; Strigeidida; Schistosomatidae
Exons: 1
Coding region: 26-574 (182 amino acids)
Source: RefSeq, a predicted model, not a curated record